UUACUACUCCGUGUUUAUAUAUGCACACACCAUUACUACUGCUGUAUCUAGCUAGGAAACACAAACUCUCAUGAUUUCCUACAAAAUAUCUUCACAAAUUCUACCGACUUACUGUAAAUUUGACUGAAUUUAGAAUGCAUGUUUUGAUGAGAAAGUUAGUAAUAGAAGAAGCUAAGUAAGUCAGAGACUCAGAGGUACCCGAUCGAAGAAUAUUCUUAUAUAUAAUUAGUAUAAAAAGAUAAAAUCAUACCAAAAUAUAUAGAGGAGAAAAGAAAAGAAAAGAAAGCAAGCAAGCCAUGGGAAGACCUCCUUGUUGUGAUAUAGUUGGUAUCAAGAAAGGGCCUUGGACUCCUGAAGAAGACUUAAUUUUAACAUCUUAUAUCAAACAACAUGGAUCAGGGAAUUGGAGAUCAGUUCCAACUUAUACCGGUUUGCUAAGGUGCAGCAAAAGUUGCAGGUUGAGAUGGACUAAUUACUUAAGACCAGAAAUUAAGAGGGGAAAGUUCACUGAAGCUGAAGAAAAGAUGAUAAUUAGUCUUCAAAGUGUAUUGGGCAACAAAUGGGCAGCAAUAGCUUCGUAUCUUCCACAAAGAACAGAUAAUGAUAUAAAGAAUUAUUGGAAUACACAUUUAAAGAAAAAACUGGACAUGUUUCAUUCGGUACGACACCGGCCUCAUCAUUUGGGAUCAUCAUCAUCAUUGGAUUCUUCAACAAGCUUUCAAUUUUUUAAAAGAGAACACCAUCAUUUGAUCCAUAAAAGCUCAUCCCUAAAUAAGUUCAUCAGUACUAUUACUAGUAAUAGUACUAGUACUCCCUCAUCUACUACUUACGCUUUUAGCACAGGAAACGUUUCAAGACUCUUGAAAGAUUGGAUGAAGACUUCUCCUGAUGAGUUGAAUAGAAAUACUACCCUCAAAUUAAAGACUACCCAAACAAGAGAGAAAGUACUACCCGAUGGCAUCGAUAAUUCCAAUAACAACAGUGGUAACAAUAACCUUGAUGAUGGCAAGAUACUUGCUAAGAAGAUUAAAAUAGAAGAAAUCUGUAAUGGCGAUGAUGAUUUUAUCUCAAAAGAGGCUGCAGAUUAUAACUUCGAAUCUAUUUUAACAUUUGAGAAUAUAAGUAGUUGUUGGGAGCAGAACUCUUCUUUAGACUCAACUACGGUUCAUGGGUCGACAUCGGCCACCCGGGAAGAAUGUCAAACAACUACCACUACUACAACUACUACCCCAAUCAAUGAUAAGGUUGAUCCGAUAUCCGAGAGUGGUCGCCAAGGGUUGAUUGAAGGUGAUCAAAACCAACCUCUAUUUUGUUUACUGGAGAAGUGGCUCAUGGAUCAUGAAGCAACUGGACAGGUUCUUGAGGAAGAUCAUCGCCAGAAAUCUCUCCAAUAUUUUGAUCAAAUUUAAAUAAAGCAUGCGGUUACGGCAUAUUGCUUUUCUUCUUUCUCUCCAUAUGUGCACAACUUACGCGCAAGAAGAAAAUUCGAAUUAAUAAUUAUGUGGUGCGAUGAUCUAGAUAAGGGGUACUGUUCUUUAUGAGUAUUAGUUUGUGUUGCAAGAACAUGAUAUGUAAUCUCUUUCACAGAGUGAAUCAUGCAACGGUUACGGUUUAUUAUGAAAAUAAAAUGUAGCUAGCUAAGCUGGAUCAAUUUCAAUAUUCCUUUGCUUUGCUGGUUUACCUAAGAGGUUUCGUAUGUUAUGCGUGGGAGAAGUACUGC
Papaver somniferum (opium poppy) is the source of this 1720-nucleotide messenger RNA. RefSeq names its product transcription factor MYB30-like. The record is from RefSeq and is a predicted model, not a curated record. Gene Ontology annotation, biological process: response to auxin. The transcript is spliced from 3 exons. Lineage: Eukaryota; Viridiplantae; Streptophyta; Magnoliopsida; Ranunculales; Papaveraceae. Bases 297 to 1409 code for a protein of 370 amino acids.